This is a messenger RNA of Ixodes scapularis (black-legged tick), 567 nucleotides long. RefSeq names its product cytochrome P450 3A16-like. The transcript is spliced from 5 exons. Bases 1 to 567 code for a protein of 188 amino acids. Gene Ontology annotation, molecular function: iron ion binding; monooxygenase activity; oxidoreductase activity, acting on paired donors, with incorporation or reduction of molecular oxygen. Lineage: Eukaryota; Metazoa; Arthropoda; Arachnida; Ixodida; Ixodidae. The record is from RefSeq and is a predicted model, not a curated record.
AUGGCAUCCACAGCCUACCUGUUGGCAAAGCAUCAGGACGUGCAGGAACGACUGAGGAAGAAAAUUAAAAGAGCUCUGAUUAACGACGACGCAAGUGCGAAAGAUAUUCUCAAGGUGGAAUACUUGGACCAAGUGAUCAGCGAAGCACUCAGAAUUUACCCUCCACUGUCAGGCUUCAUCUCCAGAACGUGCAAGGAAGAUUACGACUAUAAUGGUCUCACAAUUCCUGCCGGCAUCUCAGUCAUAAUUCCCGCAAGCUCCCUGCAUCGCGACCCUGAGUUGUGGAGUGAACCUAAAAAAUUUGAUCCUGAAAGAUUUAGCAGUGAUAACAAAGGUUCGUUGAAUCCCAUCACUUACCAAGCAUUCGGAAACGGGCCAAGAUCCUGCAUGGGUAUGCGCUUUGGUCAAACGGCACUCAAACUUGCACUCGGCAAGAUUUUGGCCAAAUACAAGCUGCAUCUGGAUGACCGACAUCUCAAGGAAGACGAAUUGCCGCUGUCAAACUCUCUCAUAUUUUCGGCUCCUCGUGACGGUGUCUGGCUCAAACUGGAGAAGGUUGAAAGCUAG